AUGGCAAGAAAAUCAGGGGGGAAAGGAAAGAUAACUAAUAAGAUUAAUAAAUCCUACCACAGUAUGAACCCAGACCGAAAAGCAAAAAAACAGUCGGAAGGGGGUGGAGGAAAUCUAAGAGAUAAGUCAACGAUCAAGCGACUGCAGAUGUACAGGAAUUUCAAGCCAAUUAGGAAUUCCUCUGGUAAAAUAAUAAAAAGUGCCCCAUUUCAAUCUCGUCUUGCUCCUGGUACUUCUGCUCGCAUUGAACCAAACAGAAAGUGGUUUGGGAACACAAGAGUCAUCACGCAGAAUGCUCUGCAAAACUUUCAAACUGAAAUGAAGAAGGUCAUGUCUAAUCCCUACCAAGUUGUGCUCAAGCAGACCAAACUGCCAAUCACUCUUCUCAAUGAAAAAUACAAGAACAAAAGAGUGCACAUAUUGGAUACUGAAAGCUUUGAGUCAACAUUUGGCAGCAAGGCCCAACGCAAACGACCCAAGUUUGCUGCAUCUGAUGUCAAUAGUUUAGCAGAAUUAGCUGAAGCAUCAUCAGGUAAGUAUGACAAAGAAAAGGAUGUGAACCUUGUUGUGGACAACAUGGGAGUGAAAGAUGAGCCCUCUGAACUCAUAUUCAAAGCAGGACAGUCAAGGAGAGUUUGGGGUGAGCUCUAUAAGGUCAUUGACUCAUCUGAUGUCAUAGCUCAGAUCCUGGAUGCCAGGGAUCCAGAAGGUACCCGAUCAAAACAGAUUGAAGAGUUCCUUAGGAAAGAGAAGCCUCACAAACACGUCAUACUAAUCUUGAACAAAUGCGAUCUUGUUCCAACCUGGGUUGCAAAAAAAUGGGUUGCGGUGUUAUCACGAGAAAUUCCAACAAUGGCAUUCAAAGCCAACAUAACGAAUUCGUUUGGCAGACAACCUCUAAUACAGUUGCUCAGGCAGUUCACUAUUUUGCACAAGGACAAAAAGCAGAUAAGCGUGGGUUUCAUUGGUUACCCUAACGUUGGAAAGAGUUCUGUUAUAAAUACAUUGAGGAAGAAAUCAGUGUGUAAUGUAGCUCCAAUUGCUGGUGAGACCAAGGUGUGGCAGUAUGUGACGCUAACAAAAAAGAUUUACCUGAUUGAUUGUCCAGGUGUCAUAUACCCUGUUGGCAACACAGAAGUUGAUAAAGUGCUGAAAGGAGUUGUGAGAGUGGAAAAUAUAAAAGAUCCUGAAGACUAUAUACCAACUGUUCUGGAAAGAAUUAGGAAAGAGGCUGUUUUGAAAACUUAUGGUGUUGAUGACUAUAAUGAUCAUGAAGAUUUCUUGGAGAAACUUGCCAUCAAAGCUGGUCGACUGUUGAAAGCUGGUCAGGCAGACACGGGUACUGUAGCAAGGAUGGUGCUAAAUGAUUGGCAAAGAGGAAAACUUCCCUUCUAUGUCAGACCUCCUGAACGCGAGAUUGAUACAACUGAAGACGACAAUAUCGAAACUGUAGAUGAUAGCAGUAAUGAAACCAGUAUAUUGUCAUCUCCUGAUACUACAAAUUUGCAAAUUGAAGUUACUAAAUGA
Messenger RNA from Helobdella robusta, 1527 nucleotides. RefSeq lists its product as hypothetical. The transcript has 13 exons. Bases 1 to 1527 code for a protein of 508 amino acids. Gene Ontology annotation, molecular function: GTP binding. The record is from RefSeq and is a predicted model, not a curated record. Gene Ontology annotation, cellular component: nucleolus. NCBI's taxonomy places the organism in Eukaryota, Metazoa, Annelida, Clitellata, Rhynchobdellida, Glossiphoniidae.